This is a messenger RNA of Seminavis robusta, 735 nucleotides long. NCBI's taxonomy places the organism in Eukaryota, Bacillariophyta, Bacillariophyceae, Naviculales, Naviculaceae. The record is from the annotation of a GenBank genome assembly.
AUGAAACUAUCACUUCUUUCCAUCGCCGCGUUCAUGUCGUUCGGGCGCAGCGUAGUUGCCAACGGAUCGGUCGCGGGUUGCGCUAUUGACCAAACACUGCUAGUAGGAAUUGGUUUUGGCUAUGAUGCCCACGACAACUUUUGGGAGCUUCGCGACAUCUGUACAAACACAGUCAUCGAUAGUACCACCGCCGGAACGUACACUUCGAAUCAGCGCGUGGAUCUCAAUUGGUGUUUGGACAACACGAGCAGAUUCAGAUUCACGAUCUUUGACAACGGAGAAAAUGGCAUUCUAGUCAGGAGAGGUGAGGGCCCUACUUUUCCCGGUCUCACCCUGAACUGGGCAAACAACGUCUUGACAGAAGUUGGUGGCAGCUUCUGGCAGUAUAAUAAUUUCCCCAUGCGGUCCGAUCUCUACUCACAGCAAUAUGAGUUCGGCGCAACGUCGUGUCCAACGGCACCACCCGCUAUUACAGAAACUCCACCAACUGGACCUGAACCUAAUCCUUGCGAACCCAGUCCAUGCGAAGAAAACACAUUUUGCCACCCCCAGCCGGAUGGCACAGCCUACUGCGUCUGUAAGGAACAUUUCAUCGGUGACCCCUUGCAAGGUUGCACCGGUGGCCCUCCGACUCCGACUCCUCCAACCCCAACUCCUUCCAAUCCAGGAGCUGGUGGAGACCCUCACUGUGAGUUUCGCUCGAGCCGUGCUUUACUUUGCUUUGCUUUGCUUUAG